AAAAGGAAGGGGCUGUUUCCGGUUGCUAUGGUGACGAGGUGAGAGCGUUCCCUCGGUACCGCGGUAAAUUUACGAGGCUGGGUCGUCUCCUUGUUGCUAUGGCAAUCUAGAGGGACUGUUCUCGCCGCCCCCCACCUCGCGCCGCCGCCGCCGCCGUUGCUAAGACAAGGUGGAAGCAGGGGCUGUCCUUCUCGCACCACCCGGUUGCCUAGGAGACGGCGGGUGCCCCGGCCCCGCCCCGCCCGGAGUGACAGCGUUGGCCGCAUCGCGCCUGCGCAGUGCUCUCUUCCCCCCGCAGUCUCUGUGCGUUGACGCCGGAGACCUCGGCGGCCUCUGCUAGGACCCUCCGCCCGGGAGCCGCCGGCCGGAGCCGCAGCCUCUCCGCAGCGCCCCCGCCGCCGUUCCCUCCCCCGCCGCCUCCUCCGGAGCCGCCUCGCGCACUCUGGGGUAUGGCCGUCAAUGUGUACUCCACAUCCGUGACCAGUGAGAAUCUGAGUCGCCAUGAUAUGCUUGCGUGGGUCAAUGACUCCCUGCACCUCAACUAUACCAAGAUAGAACAGCUCUGUUCAGGGGCAGCCUACUGCCAGUUCAUGGACAUGCUCUUCCCUGGCUGCGUGCACCUGAGGAAGGUGAAGUUCCAGGCCAAGCUAGAGCACGAGUACAUCCAGAACUUCAAGGUGCUGCAAGCCGCUUUUAAGAAGAUGGGUGUUGACAAAAUAAUUCCUGUAGAGAAAUUAGUGAAAGGAAAAUUCCAAGAUAAUUUUGAGUUUAUUCAGUGGUUUAAGAAAUUCUUUGACGCAAACUAUGAUGGAAAGGAAUACAACCCUCUGCUGGCGCGGCAGGGCCAGGACGUAGCGCCACCUCCUAACCCAGGUGAUCAGAUCUUCAACAAAUCCAAGAAACUCAUUGGCACAGCAGUUCCACAGAGGACGUCCCCCACAGGCCCCAAAAACAUGCAGACCUCCGGCCGGCUGAGCAACGUGGCCCCACCCUGCAUCCUCCGGAAGAAUCCCCCAUCGGCCCGAAACGGUGGCCAUGAGACUGAUGCCCAAAUUCUUGAACUUAACCAGCAGCUAUUGGAUUUGAAGCUGACCGUGGAUGGGCUGGAGAAGGAGCGCGACUUCUACUUCAGCAAACUCCGGGACAUCGAGCUCAUCUGCCAGGAACACGAGAGCGAGAACAGCCCCGUCAUCGCGGGCAUCAUUGGCAUUCUCUACGCCACCGAGGAAGGCUUUGCACCCCCUGAGGACGACGAGAUCGAGGAACACCAACAAGAAGAACAGGACGAGUACUGAGGGCGGCUCCAGCCCUGGCUGACUGCACGCCCCCUACCCCACGCCCACCCCCACAUUAUAAUCCUUUCCUUAGAGCGUCGGCCGGGUGCUUUGUGUCAGUGCCGCAGCAUUGGGGAGUCAGGCGAGGGGGCUGGAGGGGAUGGGGCAGAUGGGCAGGCAGAGGCCCGCACUGGCCAGUGGGUGGGACCCCUGCCCAUUCCCCACCCCUAUUUAUUUCCGUUGUCUCUAUGCUGUUUCGGCCAACACUUCCCAGGGUGCUGUGCCACCCGCCCCCGCCAGCCGCCUGCUCCCCUGACAGCCAGCAGCUGUAUAUUUGACAAAGUCAUUGGUAUAUUUUUACUUACUGGAUUUUCCUUGCACUUUACCUGUUCUUUUCCCAGGGCUCACAGCACGGGUUCCAGGGCAGUGUGCCUGGCUUGGCUUCCCUUCCCCAUUGCCGGGCCAUGGCAGGACUCACAAUUCUUAUUUAUUUUGUCUUUUGACUCCCCAGUAGUUGAGGGAAGGCUGAUGUCAGGAGAGGGAGAGGGGGACUGAGGAGAGGGUGCCUUAGGCCUCGGUGGUCAGGGAGAGGGAGGGGAGCAUGCGAGGGAUGAAAAUGACCCCCUGGCACCAGACUCACCCACCCUGGGCCCCUUUCCCCCAGCCCCAAAGCCCAACACUGCCCCGAGGCCCCCAGCCACUCCCUCCGCAGCCCGUUCAUACCACACAGACUCUGCCCUGACCCUCCUGUACGUCUGCCUCCCAUCCCCCCACCUCCCCACCCCUGCCUCCUUGGGCCACCCAGCCUGUGUAUGUGUUCACUUUUAUUUAAAUAAACUUGUGUGGUAAAAGUCCA
Molecule: messenger RNA, 2130 nt
Organism: Myotis lucifugus (little brown bat)
Lineage: Eukaryota; Metazoa; Chordata; Mammalia; Chiroptera; Vespertilionidae
Gene: MAPRE3
Product: microtubule associated protein RP/EB family member 3
Exons: 7
Coding region: 450-1295 (281 amino acids)
Biological process (GO): spindle assembly; protein localization to microtubule plus-end; regulation of microtubule polymerization or depolymerization
Cellular component (GO): microtubule organizing center; spindle midzone; cytoplasmic microtubule
Molecular function (GO): microtubule plus-end binding
Source: RefSeq, a predicted model, not a curated record